AUGGAUUCAGGCUCGGUGGGUGAGCACCGUCUCUCGGCGCUGUUCCGGCGGUGGGAUGUGAACCGCUCCGGUCAGAUAGAGAAGUGGGAGUUUGAUCGGAUGUGCUCGGAGCUGCGGGUUCAGUCUGCUGAUGCCGACGCUAUUUUCAGUGAGCUGGAUACAGAUAAGGACGGAGCUAUCAAUAUGGAGGAAUUUGUUUUCGGGUUUCAAACUGUAUCGAACCUCAGUGAUGCACCAGAGAUGAAGGAAGCUGAAAGUGUUUCUCAGGCCUGGGAGGAUUUUAACGCCAGACUCGGAGAGCAAAGCAAGUUCGUCCCGCGGAUUGACCAGGUGGCGACUCUGUACCUGAACAUUAGUUUAACUGAGACCAGGAUGAUUCCUCAGUAUGAAAGAGUUCUCCUCAACUUUAUUAAAGAGAUCAAGCUCCAGAGCAAAGAGAUGGAGCGACUGGCACUGGCUGUUAAAAGGGCUCAGGACCAGGCUGCCAUCCAGCUCGGUGAGAUGGAGGAGGAGAUGGACCAGCGCAUUCAUACAGCUGAGAGAAACACAAGAGCACAGGAGUGUAAAAAGGCAGAGGCAGUGCUGAGCAUUACAAAAGAGCAGUAUGAAGCUCAGCUGAGUGAGUUACAGCUGAAGAUACAAACCUUGCAAGUGUUUGAAGACCAAAACAAGAGCAGCAUUCUCAAAGAAGAGAUUGUAGCACUAAAGAGAAAGAAUAAUGAGCUGACUGUGCAAACCCAGAAGCUGAAGCAGGAGCUGCUGGAAUCCCACACCAAUAUAGCAUUUCUGCAGAGUGAACACGACUCUCUCAAGAGUGAUCUCACAGACCAGAGCAUCAAUCUCGAGCGAGAUGAAGCCCUAAUGAGAUGUUUUGCGGAGGAGCGGGACAAUUUGGAGAGACAGAUUGAGUUACUACAGUCAGCAAACAGGAAGCUUUAUGACAGUAACGAUGGUCUACGCAUGGCUCUGGAGAACAGCCAUACCAAAAACAAGAGUCUGAGGGGAAGUGGACUGUCUCCUGCAAGUACAAUUUCAAGUAGAAAGAGCCAGUGCUCUCCAUAUUUGGACAGGUACUUUAGAGGCUGUCUGGAUGAAAGUUACGAACAGCUAAGGACGCGUACGCAAAGCUGUGAGUCCCUGGCUUUAGCAUUGUGUGACCCUAUGUGCAGACGCAACAGCUGUGAGGUAGACAGUCUGGAUGAGAGCUGUGUGGACAGCGGAAUGUCCACCCUGCGCUCCAACACGGGCUAUGACUCGGAGCAUGAGAGCACAGACAAGAGCACCACUCGCACCGUUAACACAGCGAUGAACAAUUCUGGAGACAUUUCAGACACAGAGGAGCCAGAAGUGCAAGAUGAUAUGGUGUGUUUAUCAGACAAGAAUUCUGUAUUAAACGUUACUUCAUCAGAAAGACAAGAUUCAGACAGGACGCUUUAUCAAGAAACACAAGAAGUGCUAGCUCCAAGGAAGAAAAGCCUUUCAGCCAUCUUCAGUGAGAAACAGAUCGACGAGUCAAAUGUGACAGCUCAGACGUCUGAAAAGACGUACAAUAUAGUGUUAGCUGGCGAUGCUGCGGUGGGCAAGUCUAGCUUCCUCCUUCGAAUCUGCAAAAAUGAGUUUAAAGUCACCACCAGCACUACUCUCGGGGUUGAUUUCCAAAUGAAGACUCUUGUGGUGGAUGGAGUGCCAACAGUGCUGCAGCUUUGGGACACAGCAGGUCAGGAAAGGUUCAGAAGUAUUGCAAAGUCUUAUUUCAGAAGAGCUGAUGGUGUUCUCCUGCUAUAUGAUGUCACCUGUGAGAAGAGCUUCCUGAAUGUGCGUGAAUGGAUCGACACCAUUGAGGAUGUUUCUCAAGAUAAAAUCCCAAUUAUGCUGGUAGGAAAUAAAACGGAUCUGCGGCAGCAGGCGCUUCAGGAUGGCAUCACAUGCAUUUCAACCAGCCAUGGAGAGAGGCUAGCCAUGCUAACGUCUAGUUCACUCUUCUGUGAGACAAGUGCAAAAGAUGGUUCAAACAUCAUCGAGGCGGUUCUUCAUUUAGCACGAGAGGUUAUUAAACGUUCACAUGAACACAAGGAAACGGCAUCUGUGACCAAACUCUCCGCAAAUCACAACAAAAAGAUCAACAGCUCAAAGUGCUGCAUGACAUAACAUUUUCUCAUCCUAAAGAAGACAGAUUCUUUGUAGGCUUAGAAACUAAUAAUUUUCUCUUUAAACAAAGGGGA
Messenger RNA from Trichomycterus rosablanca, 2222 nucleotides. It is a transcript of the gene rasef, whose product is annotated as RAS and EF-hand domain containing. The transcript is spliced from 17 exons. Gene Ontology annotation, cellular component: perinuclear region of cytoplasm; cytosol. NCBI's taxonomy places the organism in Eukaryota, Metazoa, Chordata, Actinopteri, Siluriformes, Trichomycteridae. The record is from RefSeq and is a predicted model, not a curated record. The coding region runs from base 1 to 2148 and encodes 715 amino acids. Gene Ontology annotation, molecular function: GDP binding; GTPase activity; calcium ion binding. Gene Ontology annotation, biological process: vesicle-mediated transport.